AUGGUACUAAUAUUGGGACGAAGACUAAACAGAGAGGAUCUCGGAGUGCGUGAUUCACCAGCAACAAAGCGUAAAGUUUUUGAAAUGGACCCUAAAUCUCUGACAGGCCGUGAGUUUUUUGACUUCUCUUCAGGAUCAUCCCAUGCUGAAAACAUACUCCAGAUAUUUAAUGAAUUCCGAGAUAGUCGUUUGUUCACAGAUGUUAUCAUUUGUGUGGAAGGAAAAGAAUUUCCUUGCCAUAGAGCUGUUCUCUCAGCCUGUAGUAGCUACUUCAGAGCUAUGUUUUGUAAUGACCACAGGGAAAGCCGAGAAAUGUUGGUUGAGAUCAAUGGUAUUUUAGCUGAAGCUAUGGAAUGUUUUUUGCAGUAUGUUUAUACUGGAAAAGUGAAGAUCACUACAGAGAAUGUACAGUAUCUCUUUGAAACAUCAAGCCUUUUUCAGAUUAGUGUUCUCCGUGAUGCAUGUGCCAAGUUCUUGGAGGAGCAACUUGAUCCUUGCAAUUGCUUAGGAAUCCAGCGCUUUGCUGAUACCCAUUCCCUCAAAACACUCUUCACAAAAUGCAAGAAUUUUGCAUUACAGACUUUUGAGGAUGUGUCCCAGCAUGAAGAAUUUCUUGAGCUUGACAAAGAUGAACUUAUUGAUUAUAUUUGUAGUGAUGAACUUGUCAUUGGCAAAGAGGAGAUGGUUUUUGAAGCCGUCAUGCGUUGGGUCUAUCGUGCUGUUGAUCUGAGAAGACCACUGUUACAUGAGCUCCUGACACAUGUGAGACUCCCUUUGUUGCAUCCCAACUACUUUGUUCAAACAGUUGAGGUGGACCAACUGAUCCAGAAUUCUCCUGAGUGUUAUCAGCUGUUGCAUGAAGCAAGACGGUACCACAUACUUGGGAAUGAAAUGAUGUCCCCAAGGACAAGGCCACGCAGGUCAACUGGCUAUUCUGAGGUGAUAGUUGUCGUUGGAGGCUGUGAACGAGUUGGAGGAUUUAAUCUUCCAUACACUGAGUGCUAUGAUCCUGUGACAGGAGAGUGGAAGUCUUUGGCUAAGCUUCCAGAAUUUACCAAAUCAGAGUAUGCGGUCUGUGCUCUAAGGAAUGACAUUCUUGUUUCAGGUGGAAGAAUCAAUGGCCGUGACGUCUGGAUUUAUAACUCACAGUUAAAUAUUUGGAUCAGAGUUGCUUCUCUAAAUAAAGGCAGAUGGCGUCACAAAAUGGCUGUCCUCCUUGGUAAAGUAUAUGUUGUUGGAGGCUAUGAUGGGCAAAACAGACUUAGCAGCGUAGAAUGUUAUGAUUCCUUUUCAAAUCGAUGGACUGAAGUUGCCCCCCUUAAGGAAGCAGUGAGUUCUCCUGCCGUGACUAGCUGUAUAGGCAAAUUGUUUGUGAUUGGUGGAGGACCUGAUGAUAAUACUUGUUCUGAUAAGGUUCAAUCUUAUGAUCCAGAAACCAAUUCUUGGCUACUUCGUGCAGCUAUCCCAAUUGCCAAGAGGUGUAUAACAGCCGUAUCCUUAAACAACCUGAUAUAUGUUGCUGGUGGACUGACCAAGGCAAUAUACUGUUAUGAUCCCGUUGAAGAUUACUGGAUGCAUGUACAGAAUACAUUCAGCCGACAGGAAAACUGUGGUAUGUCUGUAUGUAAUGGUAAAAUAUAUAUCCUGGGUGGAAGACGGGAAAAUGGAGAAGCCACAGACACUAUUCUCUGUUAUGAUCCUGCAACAAGUAUCAUCACAGGGGUAGCUGCAAUGCCCAGGCCAGUGUCCUAUCAUGGAUGUGUGACUAUUCAUAGAUACAAUGAGAAAUGCUUUAAGCUCUAA
Lipotes vexillifer (Yangtze River dolphin) is the source of this 1803-nucleotide messenger RNA. It is a transcript of the gene KLHL24, whose product is annotated as kelch like family member 24. The transcript has 6 exons. The coding region runs from base 1 to 1803 and encodes 600 amino acids. The record is from RefSeq and is a predicted model, not a curated record. Lineage: Eukaryota; Metazoa; Chordata; Mammalia; Artiodactyla; Lipotidae. Gene Ontology annotation, molecular function: protein binding.